Messenger RNA from Onychostruthus taczanowskii (white-rumped snowfinch), 2115 nucleotides. RefSeq names its product collagen alpha-1(I) chain-like. The transcript has 3 exons. The record is from RefSeq and is a predicted model, not a curated record. NCBI's taxonomy places the organism in Eukaryota, Metazoa, Chordata, Aves, Passeriformes, Passeridae. The coding region runs from base 1 to 1077 and encodes 358 amino acids.
AUGGCCUUGGCCUCCCGGCCCCCUCAGCCCCGGCCCCCUCGGCCCCGGCCCGGCGGCAGAAGGGGCAGCGCGGGGUCGCUGCUAUCACGUUUCCCGUGCGGUGCCCUCGAUUUGUCUUUGCCGGGGGACAAGGGGACGCACGCACUCCCACUCCAGACACACCUCGCUGCCUCGCGUGGAGGUUUCCCAGGGCAGCGAGGAUGCGGAGCUGCCGCUCAUUGCCCUCGGGAAGGGGCCGGGACAUCUCGAUUUAUCGCAAGUGGCGACGGCUCAAGGACGGGAGGGGGAAACUCCGGGCCCAGGGAGAGGCCCUCGGGAACUGGGAAGCAGCGCGUAACCCCGGCCGCGGCCGUGGCAGGCGCGCCGGGCCGGGGCGGAACAGCGCCCGCAUCCUCCCGCGGGCCUCGGGGCGGGCGCGGCGGGGCCCUGCCCGGUGCCGCAGAGGGCAGGGCCCCGCCGUGUGCACCGGCACCCUGCCCGCACACGGCCUCCGUCUGUGCCUGCCGGGCAGCGGGGCGCGGGGGCGGCCGAGAGGCUCGGAGUCAGAACCGGCUCGACGCCGAGCACGGCCCGCCCACAGCGGAUCCUGCAGCUCGGCUGGGGACAGGCCGCGCUGCGGGAGUGUCGCCGUCGGGGGUGCUGCGGGCAAGGCAGCCCGGCUCUCGCUUUGCCUCAGCCCCGCAGCCCGUGGGGCUUUUCCAGCGCAGAUCUCUGCCCGCUCUACCGGCAGCGAGGGGCCGGUCCCCCGCCUGCGACGGGGACGGCGAGCGGGCAGGGCCGAGGAGCGGCGGGGAGCCACUAAUCUCGGCGCCUGACAGGUUUCGGUCCUCUGAUUACCUGCGUGAUUUGGCUUCCGAGAGGCGCUCCAUGGAGCGGCUGCUGCCCUUGUUUGGGCCGCCGAGGGACGGGGACGGGCCGCAGUCCGCGCCUCCCGGGGCUCAGGGACCCCCACCGCGGAAAGGGGUUGUAGCCUCCAGCUCCCGCGCAUCGCCUUCAAAGGCGAAGGCUCAACCUCGUCCACGUCGCUUUCCGCCGGGCCGGGGUUUUGUCUGGCUCCCGUUCCCGUUCGCCCCCUGAGCCCGGCACGCCGCCCUCCCGCCGAGCCCCACCGCUGCCCCCCGCUGGGACGGGGGGAGGCGAGGAGAGCCAUAACCUCGCCGGCGCUAUUUUUACUCCUCUCCAGACUUGUGCGGCGCACGCCCCCUCCCCUGCAGGGCCUUGCCUAGCGGCUGCAUCUCUCCGCUCUCAGGAGCGACCGGGGCCGCCCGCCUUUCACCUCCGCCUGCCCCGCCGGCCCCAGCGCCGGCACGGCCCGGCCCCUGCGCCCGGGGCAGCUCCCGCAGCAGCCCGAGGGGACAGGGCGGGGGCGGGGGACACGCACACGGGCGCGCCGCAAGCAGACAAAAUGGCCGUGGUAUGCAAGUGGGAGAGGUGGAGGGGGCAGCUCGCAGCCAGCCUGCCCUCCUCUUGCAGCUGGGCUGCCGGCCCCCUUCCCCAGAGCGGGGCCCGGGCCGCGCACCGAACCCCGGUGGGCUCGGCGCUGCGAGCUCUGAGCUCUGCCCGGGCCCGGCGAGAGCUUCCCCCGGCCGCGGCGCGGCAGGCCGAGCUCCCCGGCUGGGGGCAGGCCGAUGGAGCACAGCGAGUGUUUGUCUGCUUGUCCCUGCCGGGCUGUCCCCUCCGGGCGCCGAACGGGGACCGGACGAUCGCGGGCAUCUCCGCUGUUCCGUGGAGCGGGGAAGGGGUGCGGAGCGAAGCAAACGCAACCGGAGCGAUUUGUCAUUCGCCUUUGUAAGAAAGAUAGCGGCGCUUAGUCCGUGAACCGAGCGCGUUUCGGGCUCUUCUGGAAAGAAAAUUACGGAUCUCCUGUCAACGGAGUAGCCCUGAACUACGAAGUAAAAUUAUAGUAGUUCUGCUAUGCAAAACCCUUUUGAUUGCACGGGGAGUUUGCAUGGCGGUGUUACAAUAUGCUGACGCCGUGUCAGGUCUGAAAGCGCUGCAGACCCUGUAUAACGCCAAUUGAGGCUUGUCUUGUUUUGUUAUUCAGAUUUCUACACUUCCAUUAAAAACAGCCUUACAAUAACCAAUGAUAAAGGUCUGAUUUAAGACACACUCAAC